AUGGCUGUGUCAUCUAGCACCGUAGGUUGGUUUGAGUCCUACAUGAGCAAUCGGAUGCAACAAACGUCUGGUGGAAGUGAAUUGUCGGACGCUCUUCCUGUCAUUUUGGAGUACCCCAAGCGAGCAUUUUGGGUACACUUCUCUUUCUCGUGUACAAAAACGAUCUGCCCAGUAUUACCAAUAAAUGCAAUGUUUCCUUGUAUGCCGACGACACAGUCUUAUAUUGCUACGCCUCAGAUGUCGAUGAUCUUGGAAAAAAAUCAUAAUGAAGAUUUACUUAA
Paramuricea clavata is the source of this 281-nucleotide messenger RNA. NCBI's taxonomy places the organism in Eukaryota, Metazoa, Cnidaria, Anthozoa, Malacalcyonacea, Plexauridae. The record is from the annotation of a GenBank genome assembly.